AUGACGACUUCAAAGCACGUCGUCUUCCAGAACGGAAGGUUCUUCCGGUCAAACAAGGCGCCACCUGGACAGCGAUCGGAGGCCAACUUCGCCGAGGCUCUCGUGAUCAAGGACGGCCUUAUCACAUUCGUCGGCGAAGCUUCAGCAAACGAAGUCAAGAGCGCUAUCGAUGCAGGAGCUGAGGUUCGCGAUGUUGGCGGCCGUCACGUCCUGCCUGGUCUUCUCGAUGGACACAUUCACUUGACUCAGCUGGGACAGACCUUGCAGAAACUGCCUCUGGACAAGUGCAAGAGCCUAGCGGACAUCAGGAAGACUAUCAAAGACCAUGCCGCCGCCAACCCGGACCAGGCGCGUAUUUUUUGCAGUGGCUGGAUGCAUUUCAUGACACCAGAGGGUCCCUUAGCCUCGCUCAUUGACGACUUGGACCCUCGUCCGAUCUUGAUCACAGCAAAGGACCUGCAUUCUACGUGGUGCAACAGCGCCGCUCUUAGAGAGCUAGACCUGGACAACGAGCCGGACCCUCCUGGUGGUGAGAUCAUGCGCGACCCCAAGACUGGCAAGCCGAGUGGUCUGCUCUCGGAAGCAGCAAGCAUGAAGUGGAUUCCGUUGUACAUGGCCAGGACUUCCACGAUGGAAGAUCGCAUAUCGGCAAUCAAAACCGCUGUCAACGACUACACGAGUGCUGGAUUCACUGGUCUCAUCGACAUGGCAAUGGAAGAGGAGGGAUGGGAAGCGCUGCAGAACUAUCGUAAGCGGGAGAAGGAAGCCGGUCGACCGUUCCCUAUUCGUUUCGCUGCCUACUGGAUGAUCCUGCCGAGGGACAAUGAUGCGGAGAACAUCAAGCAAGUUGAGAGGGCUGCAGAACUCGCCAAAGAGUUCAACUUGGAGACGGACCCCGACUGCAGACUCGUGGGUAUUAAACUGGUAUGCGACGGCAUCAUCGAUGCUUGCACAGCCUCCUUGAAGGAGCCAUACAGCCACAACAACGAGAACUGCGACCCCGUCUGGUCACCGGAACACAUGGGUCCCGUUGUGGAAGCAGCGACAAAAAACGGCUUGCAAGUUGCGCUCCACGCCAUCGGUGACCGCACAGUCGCCAACGCCAUCGACGUGCUCGAGAAGUAUGUCGGCCCGGAGCAUCGCCCUCGUAUCGAGCACCUCGAAGUUACAACCGCGGAGGACGCCAAGCGUUUGGGCAAGCUGGGCAUUACAGCCUCCGUUCAGCCUGUUCACUCCGACCCUGCCAUCCUACGCGCAUGGCCAAAGCUCAUUGGCGAGCACCGCUGUGGACGCGCUUUCGCGUACAGCGACUUCGCCGACGGGGGAGCACCCGUGGCUAUUGGUUCUGACGCGCCGACUGCGCCGCAUCAUAUUGUCAAUAACUUGUACAUUGCAACUACGCGAAGGUCGGCCCGUGAGCCGGAAUUGGAAACGGUCGUCAACCCUCAGUUCGCGUUGUCCAUGUGCGAUGUUGUGGCUGGGGCCACGGAGGGGGCGGCAAGGAGUUGUUUCUUGGACGAUCGUGUAGGAUCAUUUGAAGUUGGCAAGAGGGCUGAUUUGGCUGUAUUUGAUCUUGAAUGGAAGCCCGAGAAGGCUCUGCAGGCAAAGGCUGUAGAGACUUGGUUUGAGGGACAGCAAGUGUUUCCUGGGCAGGUUUGA
Messenger RNA from Colletotrichum chrysophilum, 1659 nucleotides. RefSeq lists its product as uncharacterized. The record is from RefSeq and is a predicted model, not a curated record. NCBI's taxonomy places the organism in Eukaryota, Fungi, Ascomycota, Sordariomycetes, Glomerellales, Glomerellaceae. Gene Ontology annotation, molecular function: hydrolase activity, acting on carbon-nitrogen (but not peptide) bonds. The coding region runs from base 1 to 1659 and encodes 552 amino acids. The transcript has a single exon.